CGAAAUCAGAAAAAGAAAAAAGAUGAUGACGAUGAAGAAAUUGGAGGGCCAAAGGAAGAGCUUAUUCCUGAUAAAUUGGCAAAGGUUGAAGCACCUUUGGAGGAAGCGAUUAAGUUUUUAACUCCGUUGAAGAAUUUGGUGAAGAACAAAAUAGAAACCCAUCUUUUUGCCUUUGAAAUUUACUUCAGGAAAGAAAAAUUUCUUCUUAUGCUACAAUCUGUGAAGAGAGCAUUUGCUAUUGAUCCUAAUCAUCCAUGGCUUCAUGAGUGUAAGAUACAUCUCUUCAGCAGUGUUUCUGAAAGUAAAGAUCUACAAGAAACGGUCAGGACAGUGUUGAAUCAAGAAAUGAACCGACUUUUUGGGGCAACUAAUCCAAAGAACGUCAAUGAAACUUUCCUUAAACAGCACUAUAAUUCUCUACCACAUAGAUUGUCUGGUAUGUACUUUACUCUGUAUUUAAAUUGGCUUUAGGAUUUUUAGAAUGAU
Protobothrops mucrosquamatus (brown spotted pit viper) is the source of this 486-nucleotide messenger RNA. Its product is annotated as N-alpha-acetyltransferase 15, NatA auxiliary subunit-like. Bases 208 to 471 code for a protein of 87 amino acids. The record is from RefSeq and is a predicted model, not a curated record. NCBI's taxonomy places the organism in Eukaryota, Metazoa, Chordata, Lepidosauria, Squamata, Viperidae. The transcript has 4 exons.